AUAAAAAUGAAACAUGGGUCUCAUUAUUAGAAAAAGUUUACGCAAAAGCCAAUGGUAAUCAUGAAAACAUUGAUGGUGGUUGGCCUGGAGAAGCGCUCGAAGACUUGAGUGGGACAUUUCUGCUUCAUAUUGGAGUCAUCCCAUCGAAGACAAGGAUAAGUUCUGGAGUACAUUGCGUAAACCAAACACCGAUGUGGUAUUUGAAUGUGCGCACUUCCCACAAUGUAAUUUGGUUAAGCUUGACAAUUUUAGAUUACUUGAAAUCAGGAACCCGUGGGGUCAGUUCGAGUGGAAAGGUCGUUAGAAAGAUCAUGGCGCAGAAUGAAAACCAGAAUACCUCAAAAUUUUAA
Molecule: messenger RNA, 350 nt
Organism: Ambispora leptoticha
Lineage: Eukaryota; Fungi; Glomeromycota; Glomeromycetes; Archaeosporales; Ambisporaceae
Source: the annotation of a GenBank genome assembly